This is a messenger RNA of Trichosurus vulpecula (common brushtail), 1989 nucleotides long. RefSeq names its product tetratricopeptide repeat domain 31 (gene TTC31). Gene Ontology annotation, molecular function: protein binding. Lineage: Eukaryota; Metazoa; Chordata; Mammalia; Diprotodontia; Phalangeridae. The transcript has 15 exons. The coding region runs from base 67 to 1755 and encodes 562 amino acids. The record is from RefSeq and is a predicted model, not a curated record.
GUCUUGGCCUGGGCUUUGCAGGCGAGUUAUUCCCUCGUUCUGCUUCCGGGGCACUAGAGGCGGGAGAUGGCGCCGGUUCGAAAGAGCGGCGGCCGCUUGCAUCUGGCCUGCCCCAUCCAGGACAAGCCCCCGCCUUGGGAUGCGGACCCCAGGUUCUGCCGGGAGUUUGGGCCUGAGGACUACGGAGAUGAGGACAUGGUAGCUUUCCUUCAGAGGCUCAUGGUCCAUGACCCCCACGGCCGACACCGCAUCCGAAUGAAUGGAAACAGUGGUCGACUACAGCUCUGGCAUUAUGACCCCAGCCUGGACGAUUUCUAUGAUGAGGAGGAGGAGGAGGAAGAGGGGGAAGGGGAAGGGGAGGGGGCCAGGGGUAGGAGUAAGAGUCAGAGUACUCUCUGUAGUUUCCCAAAGUCCUUUCUAUGCCAGUCCUCCAGAACUUGGUCCAGCCCCAGCCCCCCACCCAGGCCUUGGUCCAGCCGCAGCCCCCUGCGAUCAGCCUUCUCCCGUGGCCGUCCUCCCAGCCCUCUUGGCCCAUUCCUACUCCAACUGGAAAUGCCCCAGAAGCUGCUGGUGACUGAGGAGGAAGCUGACCGCUUGGCAGAGGAGCUCGUGGCUGAGGAGGAACGGGCAAAGCAACGAGCAGAAAAGAAACGGCUAAAGAAGAAGCGACAGAAGGAGCGGAAACGGCAGGAGCGAAUGGAACAGGAGAGUGGGGGGGGCAAGGUGUUGGAAGGGGCUGCAGCAACAGCAGCAGCCGGCCCAGCAGUAGGGGCAAGCAGCCUUACCUCCAGCCCCCAGAGCCCUAGUCAGGAUAGCAGCAAUGAGGAAGAAGAAUUGGAUUUGUCAAGCACCUUUGUGUCACAAGCCCGGCGCAAGGUUGGUGACAGGCCUCCCAAUACCCGGAGAGAGAAAGGGUUGAGCCCUGAGCCCCUCCGCUGGAACCAACAGAACCAGAGCCCACAGGAGGGGAGCAGGAGCCAGAGUCCUCAGCCAGAGGCACUCCCUGGAUUACAGGCAGCUGCCUUGAGGGAGAGCCAAGAGCUAGCAGAGCUGGGCACAGCUGCAGCCUGGAGGGGCUUGUAUCAGGAAGCUGUGCUCCUCUUCACGAAGGCCAUAAAGCUCAACCCUCGGGAUUACAGACUCUUUGGGAAUCGAUCAUUCUGCCAUGAGCGGCUGGGCCAGCCUGGCUGGGCCCUGGGGGAUGCAAGAGUUGCCCUCAACCUGCGGCCACAAUGGCCCCGGGGCCUGUUCCAGUUGGGCAAGGCUCUGGUGGGCCUUCAGAGGUUCAAGGAAGCAGCUGAUGUAUUCCGGGAGACUUUGGCCAUGGAUAAGUCCCAACCAGAUGCUGUGCAGGAGCUCCAGCAGUGCCUCCUCCAGCUCACUCUGCAGGAGCAUCAAGGGGGAAUCCAUGGUACAGCUUUGAAAGCCAGGACCCCACAGCAGCUUCCCCACUCAAAGGCUGGGGCCCAAGGAUUGCUCCCCCUGAAUUGUUCUGCUGCAGUAUCCCCUCGGAUCCAGGGCCUGCUACCUCCCCCACGACUCCCUUCUGCUCUCUGGCCCAUCACCCAGGCUCAGAGUGGAGGCUUCUGGUCCACCCAGCUUCAGGACUUCAGCAAGGCAAGGGGUAUCCUAGGCCCUCCACCAUGCCUGCCUCUGUCCAGAUUUGGGCCCCGACCAUUGAUCCUGCCAGUCCCAGUUCCAGGUCCAUUACCUUCAGUUCAGCACCUUCAAUUGCCAAAAACCUGGAACCUCUAGCAAAGCCUCGAGGCCAGUGCAGCACAUGUGACCUUCCUGUGGGCUCCAUUUAGGUCCCUGAAGAUGACUGCCCUUUCUAGGGACCUGUGUGUCCUGAGACCUCGGGUCAGGGCUCGCCUCCAGCCUGAUGCCAGGUUUGGCUUCUGGGGGAUGAGGCAAGGCUUUUGUGUGCUGGACCCCUUUGCAUUCCAAGUCCAGGAACUGAACUCAAUAAAAAUGUUCUUCAACCUCAAA